CAGGGAGCUCUGUGAUCUAUUACUUCAGUCUGGAAUGAGCUUUGCCUUGGCGGAAAUACUGACGUGUUCACAGCAGAGUAGCGCGAGCGGCGGACAGGCAGCCGAGAGUGACACAGCGGCAGCACCUGGACAGAAAAGACAGCAUGUCAGAAGGAGACAGUUCUGCUGAAUCCAUCCAUGGGAAACCAUCCGCCAUAGCAAGCUUCUUCACGCGUCUUGGACAGAUCUACCAGUCAUGGUUGGACAAGUCGACUCCGUUCUCAGCAGUACGAUGGGCGGUCACACUUCUCCUUACAGCAAUAUACAUGAUCAGAGUGUAUAUACUACAGGGGUGGUACAUAGUCACAUAUGCCCUCGGAAUCUACCAUCUCAAUUUGUUCAUUGCUUUUCUCUCGCCGAAAGUGGACCCAUCAUUGCUUGAUGACCCAGAUGACGGUCCUUCGCUUCCUACAAAACAAAAUGAGGAAUUCAGGCCGUUCAUCAGAAGGCUACCGGAGUUCAAAUUCUGGCAUUCUGCGACGAAAGGCAUCGUGGUCGCUAUGAUUUGCACGUUCUUUGAAGCAUUCAACGUGCCAGUUUUCUGGCCCAUCCUUGUCAUGUACUUCAUCAUGCUCUUCUGCAUCACCAUGAAGCGUCAGAUCAAGCAUAUGAUUAAGUAUAGGUACCUGCCCUUUACACAUGGGAAGAGGACAUACAGAGGCAAGGAAGACACAGGGAAAACUUUUGCUAGUUAAAAUCCCUCCCCUUUCCCUCACUCAAAUUAAAGUUAUUGAUGAAGAAUGGUGCGUACAGGGGUUGAAGUUUUGUAAGUUUUUUUGUUUUUGUGGGGAUGCAAAAAAAAAAAAAAAAAAGUAGGCUUAUCGAAAAAGAGUUUUGAUCCAUGAUGACAGUGUUGGCUGUUUUAUGUAAUGAUUAUUGCUGCCUUUGAAUUGAUAAGUGCAUGGAGUAUGGAGUUUUUUAGGUCUUGGCAAGAUUCACACAAAGUUUACGGAUGAGUGUGUUGCCUAUUGUCUUGUGUACCCAGACUUAGUUUAUAGAGAGGAGGAAAACUGGGUGUAUUCACACUGUGCUAUGAUGAUGCUAAUGCUUGCAAGUGAGCUGUAUAGCUUGGGCUUUUUCAUCAUCAUUCCCCGUCCUCUUUCAUGUAAUAUUGGAAACCCUAGGAUUUGAUUUUUAUUAUGGUUAGGUGAUCAUUAGAUGGAAAUUAAACGUCAGAUAAGAGCCAGAUCUUCAUCAGCCUGCAGAAAUUUGUCACAAAACACUCAAUUAUUCCUACACAGAUGCACUGAAGUACUUUUUCUUAGCACCUAUCUCUGAACAGAUUCAGUACUUAGAUGCAAAUCAGCAAGACGCUUUGACGCUAGUGCCCGACACAUCCACCACAUGUGAUUCGCCUUCUUUCUUGAAUGUGCAUUCUCUAGUUUUCUUUUUGUAUAUAUACUUUGUGCCUAGUAACAUCCUUUCUAGCAGCUUGUAAUUUAUUCUUAAGUAGUUAAAUCUUAAAUCCCCCUGAUCAUUAAGUUGAACUGUAUUUUGAUGCUCAGUAGAACUUAGCUGUACAUUUGUAAUAGUUACAUCAUUCCAAACAAAACUUUUUUCUCUCUCUUUCUCUUUUCUUUUUCAGAGGAAACAUAAGAGUCUUGAGGGCUUUAAAAAUGUAAGAAAUGGAUGGAGAGGGUUGACAUUUAUUCUUUUAAUUAACAUUGUUCUGGACCCUAACUGCUAAUAUAGAGAGAGGUUUUUUUCAGCACUGUAGGUGAGGAUCAAAACAUUUUUUCCUAUUAAUGUGCAUAAUGUUUUAUGGGGGUUUAUAUAUAAAUAUAUGUAUAUUUUAAAGGGUAAAUUGAGAUUAUUUUGGAUGUUUUUUUUUUUCUUCUUUUUUUUCUUUUCUUUUCCUUUAGACAUGUGAUUCCAGGUGUUAAUUUUGACAUUAAAUUAAAAUACAUAAAUUGAGUACUAGAUCUGUACAUUUCUCAUUAAAGGCAUUGCAUGUCUUUGGUUUACUUGUGUUACUGUUCAAAAGAAAAUGAUUUUAAUAACUACACUGUAAAUUUUUCACUCCAAAUGCUAUUAAAAGACAGUGUCCCUUCAA
Molecule: messenger RNA, 2092 nt
Organism: Hemibagrus wyckioides
Lineage: Eukaryota; Metazoa; Chordata; Actinopteri; Siluriformes; Bagridae
Gene: rer1
Product: retention in endoplasmic reticulum sorting receptor 1
Exons: 7
Coding region: 144-734 (196 amino acids)
Biological process (GO): retrograde vesicle-mediated transport, Golgi to endoplasmic reticulum; protein retention in ER lumen
Cellular component (GO): Golgi membrane
Source: RefSeq, a predicted model, not a curated record